AUGUCUCACACCCGCAGUGCGCCGUCUUCGCGACGGAUAGCCUGCUUACCCCUGCUCCUCCUCUCUGAAAAGUCUGCCGCCGACUACUUCAUCCACUCCCUCCCUGGUGCGCCCGAACCUCUCCUCAAAAUGUGGUCCGGCCACGUCGCAAUCACUCCCGAGCACCAUGGCAACAUCUUCUUCUGGCUCUACAAAAACCGGAAUCUCGCCAAUCGACCUCGAACCGUCAUAUGGCUGAACGGAGGACCAGGCUGUAGUAGCAUGGAUGGCGCAUUGAUGGAAAUUGGGCCAUACAGAGUAAACGAAGAUGGGACAUUGCGCUACAACGAUGGCAGCUGGGAUGAGUUUGCCAAUCUUCUGUUUGUGGACCAGCCGCUGGGAACGGGGUUUAGCUACGUGGACGGAGAUUCGAUGACACACGAUCUGCCUCAGAUGGCUGAGCACAUGAUCACAUUUUUGGAGAAGUGGUUUGUGCUUUUCCCGGAGUACAUGCACGACGACUUGUACAUUGGUGGGGAGUCAUAUGCGGGGCAGUAUAUUCCUUACAUCGCUCAAGCGAUCCUGGAGCGGAAUAAGAAAAAACCAGCUCACGACGCGUGGAAUCUUCAUGGACUAUUGAUUGGCAACGGAUGGAUCUCGGGCCCCGAUCAGUACAUCUCUUAUAUUCCUUUCGCCUACGAGACCGGCAUCCUGCAAAAGGGCAGCCAGGCAGACCAGAAUGCACAACGGCAGGAAAAGACAUGUCUGAAAGAGCUUGCGGCAGGCGCCAAAGAUCACGUGGACCACUAUGCCUGCGAGCUGAUCAUGCACGGCCUCAACCGUGAUCUUGCCGGCGCCCGGGAGUGCUUCAACGUCUACGAUGUUCGCAAGAAGGACUCUUACCCAUCGUGUGGGAUGAAUUGGCCGCCCGACUUGAAGCAACUGACCCCCUACCUCCGUCGCGACGAUGUGCUUCAGGCGCUUCACAUCAAUCCCGACAAGAAAACAGGCUGGACAGAAUGCAACGGCCAGGUGGGCAGUGCUUUCAACGCAAAGAACGACCAGCCAUCUGUCAAAUUGCUGCCUGGGUUGCUCGAGCAACUCCCCAUCAUUCUCUUCGCGGGCGACAAAGACCUUAUUUGUAACCACGUCGGAAUCGAGAAUCUAAUCAAUAACCUUGAGUGGAAUGGUGGAAAGGGCAUGGAGAUGUCACCGGGCAUGACUGCUCCAAAGCAAGACUGGACGUUUGAAGGCGAACCGGCUGGGCAAUGGCAGACCGCCAGGAAUCUAACAUAUAUCCGCUUCUACAAUUCCUCCCACAUGGUGCCUUUCGACUACCCGCGAAGGACAAGAGACAUGCUGGACCGAUUCAUGGGCGUUGACAUCUCGAGCAUUGGCGGGACGCCGGCGGAUAGUCGACUGGAUGGAGAGAAGGGCCCGGAGACGUCGGUCGGCGAUGUGUCUGCGCCCGGCUCCGCGAAGAGCGAGGAAGAGGACGCGAAAUUGGAGGCGGCAACGUGGUUGGCGUAUCGACGCUCUGGUGAAGCGGCGCUUGUCGUUGUGCUAACCGCCACAAGCGCAUGGGGCUUCUUUGUGCUUCGCGAUCGACGCCGGCGAAAGGGGUAUCGGGGGGUCUUCAGCUCCGACCCUUACGAUGAUGGAGCUGGCGGUGGCAUGGGCCUUGACGGAGGAAGACGAAAGGAAACGCGCGACAUCGAGGCUGCGGCGGCUUUUGACGAAAGCGAGCUGGAUGACCUUACCGCCAAUGGCCACUCCAAUCGCGGUGGGCGAGACAAGUUCAGCCUCGCAGAGGAGGACGAAGAUGAGGGAACGAGACCUGAAGGCCGUAACGGAGGGCCGAGAUAG
Molecule: messenger RNA, 1845 nt
Organism: Neohortaea acidophila
Lineage: Eukaryota; Fungi; Ascomycota; Dothideomycetes; Mycosphaerellales; Teratosphaeriaceae
Product: serine carboxypeptidase
Exons: 2
Coding region: 1-1845 (614 amino acids)
Biological process (GO): proteolysis; apoptotic process
Cellular component (GO): trans-Golgi network
Molecular function (GO): serine-type carboxypeptidase activity
Source: RefSeq, a predicted model, not a curated record